Messenger RNA from Peromyscus leucopus (white-footed mouse), 5047 nucleotides. It is a transcript of the gene Rab11fip3, whose product is annotated as RAB11 family interacting protein 3. Gene Ontology annotation, molecular function: calcium ion binding. The record is from RefSeq and is a predicted model, not a curated record. Lineage: Eukaryota; Metazoa; Chordata; Mammalia; Rodentia; Cricetidae. Gene Ontology annotation, cellular component: cleavage furrow; recycling endosome membrane; endocytic vesicle. The transcript is spliced from 16 exons. Bases 101 to 3322 code for a protein of 1073 amino acids. Gene Ontology annotation, biological process: regulation of cytokinesis; endocytic recycling.
GCGUCGCCGCGGGGAUGCCCGCGCCCGCCGCCGCGCCCUGAGCGCCUUUGUCUGCCUCCAGCGCCGUUCGCAUCAUCCCUAGUUUAGCCGGCGCCGUAUCAUGGAGCUGAGCCAGCCGAUCUCCCUGUCCGACCACGACGAGCCGGCGUCUGGGCCCCAGCGCGGGGUCAAGGGGCUGGUGGGGCCCGACGCUCCUCGCGGCUGGUCAGAUGAGCCCGAGGAACACGCCCAGCUUCAACGGUGGCCAGAGGGACCCAACCCGCCAAUCUGCUGGCCCGAAGAGGUAGAGGAGCCUGACGCUCCUAGCCGCUGGGUCAAAGAGCCCAGCGCCCCUCGCUGUUGGUCCCAGGAGCCCGACGUAUCCUGCCACUUGGCCAAGGAGCCGGAGGAACCUGACGCCCCUCGCUGCUGGUCCCAGGAGCCCGACGUAUCCUACCACUUGGCCAAGGAGCUGGAGGAACCCGACGUAUCCUGCCACUUGGCCAAGGGACUGGAGGAACCCGACGUAUCCUACCACUUGGCCAAGGGGCUGGAGGAACCCGACGUAUCCUGCCACUUGGCCAAGGGGCUGGAGGAAUCCGACGCCCCUCGCUACUGGCCCCAGGAGCCCGACGUACCGUGCCUCUUGGCCAAAGAGUGGGAAGAAUCCGACGCCCCUCGCUACUGGCCCCAGGAGCCAGACGUACCGUGCCUCUUGGCCAAGGAUCUGGAAGAACCCGAAGCCCCUCACUGCUGGCCCCAGGAGCCAGACGCAAAGUGCCACUUGGCCAAGAAGCUGGAAGAACCCGACUCCCCUCGCUGCUGGCCCCAGGAGCCCGACGUACGGUGUCUCUUGGCCAAAGAGUGGGAGGAAUCCGACUCACCGAGCCUCUUGGCAGAGGAACUGGAAGAGCCUGACGCCCUUCACUGCUGGCCCCGGGAGCCGGACGCGCCGUGCUUCUUUACCGAGGAACUGGAAAAGCCUGACGCCCCUCACUGCUGUUCCCAGGAGGCGAACACCGGGUGCUUCUUGGCCAAGGAGCCAGAGGAGUCUGACGCCCCUCACCUGUGGCCGGGGGAACUCGACGUACCGUGCCUCUUGGUCAAGGAACCGGAGGAGCCCGAUGCACCUCGCUGCUGGCCCGAGGAGCUGAAGGAGCCCGAUGCACCCAGCGCACCGUGUUUCUGGGGCAAUGAACCAGAGGAGCCUGACGCAUCUCGCUGUUGGUCUGCGGAGCCCCCGGUGCUGUGCCUCUGGCCAGAGGAGCAGAAUGCAACGGGCUGCUGGCAGGAGGAGCCCGAUGCACCCUGCUUCUGGCCGGAGGACGGAGAGGAACCCAAAGUUCCGUGUCUCCAGUUCAAAGAGCCAGAGAAGCCCAAAGUCCCUUGCAGCUGGCCGGAGGAACUGGAAGGCUGCUGCCCUACGCGGGGCUUACCCCUAGAGCCUUUAGCCUCCGAGGGCGAACUGCUGCAGGCAUGUCCCGGGCCACCCUCGGACCCAGGCCCGGCGUUGUCGCUGUCCAGCGAGCCCGGGACAGCCCAGGAGGAGGGUGCGCGCCUCAGGACGGUGUUCGACGCCCUGGACAGUGAUGGGGAUGGGUUCGUCCGCAUCGAGGAUUUCAUCCAGUUCGCCACUGUCUACGGGGCGGAGCAGGUGAAGGACUUAACUCAGUACCUGGACCCGAGUGGGCUUGGUGUGAUCAGUUUUGAAGACUUUCACCAAGGGAUUGUGGCCAUCAGAAAUGGAGAUCCUGAUGGCCAGCUGUACAGUGUGGAGCCUGUCCAAGAUGAAGAGCCCCCUGCCUGUGCCGAUGAGUUUGACGAUUUUGUCACCUACGAGGCCAAUGAGGUGACCGACAGCGCAUACAUGGGGUCUGAGAGUACCUACAGUGAGUGUGAGACCUUCACAGAUGAGGACACCAGCACCCUGGUGCACCCCGAGCUUCAGCCCGAGGGGGACGCUGACAGCGCUGGUGGCUCAGCUGUACCCUCAGAGUGCCUAGACACGAUGGAGGAGCCUGACCAUGGUGCACUGCUGAUGCUCCCCAGCAGAACCCGCUCCCACAGCCAGGCUGUCGUCAUGGUGAUUGGCAGUGAGGAACAUUUUGAAGACUACGGUGAGGGCAGCGAGGCCGAGCUGUCCCCGGAGACCCUCUGUAAUGGGGAGCUGGACUGCGGAGACCCUGCUUUUCUCACCCCCAGCUCCAACCCUCUUGCCUCAAAGCUGCGCAACGUCCUCACUGAUGAGGUCUUUGAGUUUCACUGUAGCCAGUGCCACAAACAGAUCAACCGCCUCGAAGACCUUUCUGCCCGCCUGACUGACCUUGAGAUGAAUAGCCCAGCCAAGCGGCUCUCCAGCAGGAAGGUGGCAAGGUAUCUGCACCAGUCGGGGGCUCUGACCAUGGAGGCCCUGGAGGACCCUCCCCCAGAGCCUGUGGAGUGCCCAGAGGAGGAUAUUGCUGACAAGGUCAUCUUCCUGGAGAGACGGGUGUCAGAGCUGGAGAAGGAUAGUGCAGCCGCUGGGGAGCAGCAUGGCAGGCUGAGGCAAGAGAACCUCCAGCUGGUGCACAGAGCCAAUGCCCUGGAAGAGCAGCUGAAGGAGCAGGAGCUCAGAGCCCAAGAGAGGGUCCUGGAGGAGACCAGGAAGCAGAAAGAGCUCCUGUGUAAGAUGGAACGUGAGAAGAGCAUUGAGAUCGAGAACCUGCAGGCCAGGUUGCAGCAGCUGGAUGAGGAGAACAGCGAACUGCGGUCCUGCACACCUUGUCUGAAGGCCAAUAUCGAGCGCCUGGAGGAGGAGAAGCAGAAGAUGCUGGAUGAGAUCGAAGAGUUGACACAGCGACUCAGUGAAGAACAAGAGAAUAAGAGGAAGAUGGGGGACAGGCUGAGCCAUGAGCGGCACCAGUUCCAGAGAGACAAGGAGGCAACUCAGGAGCUCAUCGAGGACCUCCGCAAGCAGCUGGAACACCUGCAGCUCCUCAGACUCGAGGUGGAGCAGCGUCGGGGCCGCAGCAGCAGCCUGGGCCUGCAGGAGUACAACAGCCGUGCGCGGGAGAGCGAGCUGGAGCAGGAGGUCCGCAGGCUCAAACAGGACAACCGCAACCUGAAGGAGCAAAAUGAUGAACUAAAUGGGCAGAUCAUCACCCUCAGCAUCCAGGGUGCCAAGAGCCUCUUCUCCACGUCCUUCUCUGAGUCCCUGGCUGCAGAGAUCAGCUCCGUCUCCCGAGAUGAGCUCAUGGAAGCAAUCCAGAAGCAGGAGGAGAUCAAUUUCCGCCUGCAGGACUACAUUGACAGGAUUAUUGUGGCCAUCUUGGAGACCAACCCAUCCAUCCUAGAGGUCAAGUAGGACAUCUUAGCCCGGUUUGGGCUGGUUAUAGACUCCACAGCGCCCCAGAGUGGCCGAGCCAAGACCAGCGGGUCCUGCAGCUUACCAAGCCUAGCGUGUAGGGGCCUCGUGCAGCUGGCCUGGGGGAAUAAAGAUGAAGGUUGCAGAGAACAAUAAGAAGGAAGAAAGGGAAGGCCACAGCAGACAGGGGUGAGGCUGGGCUCCCUGAGUGUCACGAAGCCAGGACCUCCCACCACAAGCUGGCCUAGCCAACACCACCCAUGUCUGCUCAGCAGAAUGCAAAUAUGUGGGGAUAGUCUCUCAGGCUGGGACGGGGCUCUCAAUGACUCUCUGGCACACCCCUCUUCCUGCUCUGCAGCCUGUUAGGAAGAUAGGGGAAAAAAUGAAUCCUCACCUCAGUUGCGGCCUCUCACUCAUGUUGACAUGGUGCCACCCAAGCUUGGCCAUUCCCACAUGGUAUGCAAGCUGAGGAGCCACAAGUUGGACAUAAACAUGAUACUCUGGAAAGACAGGCAGGCAGAGGUGGCAGAUGUGGGGUCUGGUCUGGAGCCACAGGCCACCUAUUCAUUCCCCUUGCGCUGCUCAGGCCUUCUCCCACCAGAUGGGCUUCCAUUCACCUUUGGACCCGGGCCUCCAAGCCACACAGCCAUCCUUUGACCAGAUCCUCACUACGGUAACUCGUCAGCUCUGGUCCUCCUGUGGGGGCCAGGGCAGCUGGCUCAUGCUGACUGGAACUCACGUCCUGGACUGGUGAACACCCAGGCGCAGGUGCUGCUUCUCCUCAGGUGUGGCCUACCCUGGCUCCUGGACCCACGCCCUCCUCAGGCUGGCUUUGCUGCCCUGGGAGAAGUUGACACUUCCCAGACAAUAGUCUAGGCCUCCGGAACAAAGUUUCCUUCUCUGCUUUUGACUUUAAGUCCCUGGGUGUCCCCCAGGAGUCAUUCUGCUGGUGGGUAGGUGGACAAGGCUCUACACAGACCCAGAGGCAGAGGGAGACUUGCUGCUUGUCCCUGCACCUCUCACAGAGUGCAGCGUCCAUGGGCCUGAGCCUGAGCACUAGCCAGGAGUCUGGGCACACCAUGUGAGACCACACCAUAGGCUGUGUGAGUGUGUGUAUGAGUGUGCGUGUGCGUGUGUGCGCGUGUGUACAUGCAUGAGUGUGCACACAAGUGUGAAUGUAUAUAUGCUUGUGCCCACACAUGCUGCCCUGCAUCCCUUCACUGCCUACCCCCCCUUGCCUCCCCUUCUACACUACAGUUUAAGAUGUUGCCUCGUAUUGUACAUUUUGGGGAAAGCCUUGUGUGUAAAUCAGUGUAAACUUGGAGGAGAGAUUUUUCUAUCAUGUAGAGUAGGUAUUUUUUAUAGAUUGAAGGUUGAUCAAUUUUUUAAUACUUUCCAGAGAGAAAAAUAUCUGUGUAUACAUAUGAAAUAUAUAUAUAUAUAUAUGUAUAAUAUAUCAAUCCUGAAGCCCCGCCUUUCUGUCCCAGGUCCCAAAGUCCUGUGCAAGGGCUUGGCCUGUCUCUGCUGUCUGCCCUGCAGUGCUCACUGUAAACACAGGUCUCCAGGAGACCCUGGGAAACACACCAAUCACCAACUUGCUCACAGACAGCAUCUGCUUCAGCUCCCUGAGAAGUAGCUCUUCCUCCAGGGCAUGGAAGGAUGGGAGACCAGCAGGAUCCUGUCCCAUGUGUCAGCCACAACAGAUUAAAGCUGUUACCGCACACA